UGCUGGGUAAAGAAGAUGUUGCGUCCAGAUUGGCGGUGGCUUUGCCUCGGACUGUACAGCCUCCUGCUGAGACAGGCGGAGGCCCCGAGCCCUGUGGAGCCGCCGGAGCGGAGCCGGCCGUAUGCGGUGCUGCGUGGGCAGAACCUGGUGUUGAUGGGAACUAUUUUCAGCAUCCUGCUGGUGACCGUGAUCCUUAUGGCAUUUUGCGUCUACAAGCCCAUUCGGCGCCGGUGAUGGCCAAGCCAGCCCUCCCACGAGCAUUUGGGAGCAGAAUAAGUUGUGUUGCACAUGGGUCAGUGGAGAAGGUGGAAUCAGAACUUAACUGCUUGGAAACGAUCAUCGGUCUGGACAGUUGGUAAAUGCUGAAUGAUUUAGAAAAAACAUUUAGCCAUUAUCUUAUCCUAACACUGUAAUGCAAGUAUUUGGCCACUUGAGCCUGCUUCUCAGUGUUUCUUUUUAUAUCCGGCUGUACCUGCUGAAAGUAAAACCUGAAGCUUCAAGGUUCAGGGUAAAGAUGGAGUGUUCACAAGAAAGAAAACAUGACUUUGAGUGAUGUAAAAGCCACACUGGAAAGGAAUAAUCAUUAACGCUUGAAAAUAUUAAGAAGAGUAAGACUUAACAUGUAGACAUUCCCUGCUUAAGAACCAUUUGGUCACAACGGGUUAAGAAUCCCAAAUGUUUUUUAAUUAUCCCGAGUUGGCCUAGAUGCCCCAUUUGCAAAGCAGUGUCAGCUGCGGGGAACAUAGGCCGCCACUCCUCACUCUGCACGGAGCACUGCACUCAGACGCCCCCACUGAAGUCGGGGUCACAGCAGCUAGGCCUGUGACCACGGGCACCCUUGGGCUGGAAGGCACUGGGGGUGGCUGGAAGUGUUAGCACUUGGCCCAUCUUUAAAAGAAUUGGUCCCACUCAAACACAUUGAUCUCCUUGUCCUGGACUUAAGUCUUCCCAGCCCUUGGCCUAGAAGUCAGGGCAGCUUUUUUUU
This is a messenger RNA of Kogia breviceps (pygmy sperm whale), 985 nucleotides long. RefSeq names its product chromosome 15 C12orf76 homolog (gene C15H12orf76). The record is from RefSeq and is a predicted model, not a curated record. Lineage: Eukaryota; Metazoa; Chordata; Mammalia; Artiodactyla; Physeteridae.